This is a messenger RNA of Penicillium salamii, 1236 nucleotides long. NCBI's taxonomy places the organism in Eukaryota, Fungi, Ascomycota, Eurotiomycetes, Eurotiales, Aspergillaceae. The record is from the annotation of a GenBank genome assembly.
AUGACGAAAGUGAAGAAGCCCCGAGGCAUUCGUCAUGAUCGCGACUGCAACCGCUGCAAAGGCCGGAGCAUCAAAUGCGACCUCAACCGUCCCCGAUGUCAAUCCUGUCUCCAACGCGGAGAGACCUGCAUGUACCCACAAAGAGUUGUAUGGGUUGACGACAAGACUUCCAAGUCUUCAAAGUCACCAGAACCAAAGAAUGCUUCUCCAAGCACAACUAACGACGAAGGAGCAACCGCUGAGCCCAACCCGAAACCAACCUCAGUCAACCUAUAUGGCUUCAUCGAUCUCCUGGGCGCCUUCUACCAGAAACUUCGCACCAGCAGUGGAUACAUACCUGAAGAAGGAGUCCAGCUGAUCUCACGCACUCUGAACUUUGCACGCUCGCGCAUCGAAGACGCAGACAACAAACAAUCUAUCCAGUCGCAUCUCGUCGCGCUCACGAAUCUCAGCCAAGUCAUCGAGUCCGCGCACCCGAUUGCACUAUUUGGAAUAGCCACUUUCGCCAUGUUUGAGGUGUGUUGCGGAUCAUUCGGCAACUGGCAUUGCCAUCUACAAGGUGCGCGCUCGCUAUUGGAUCUUCACUGUCAAGAUAAGCGUGCGUUCGAUGAUCUCUGUUGCGAGAUCUCUGGACUAGCAGAGGUUCUUGCCUACCUUGUUUGGUUUGAUGUGACGGGGGCUCUUGUCCGAGACAGUCCGUUGAUCUUUGAUGAUUGGCAUCGCGAGAUACUUAAUGCCGAGUUCUUCGGUUCUGUGGGAUGUCCAGCUGACACAUUUGAGCUUUUUGUAUACCUUGCGAAACAUCGCGAUGGCUGCGAUAUCGGUGUCAUUGAUUUAAGUUCCCGGGCUAUGGCUCAGGUUUUACAUCUUGAUGCUGGCUCGAGCGACUGCAGUCUCGCUGCUACAGUGUACAGAGGUGCUGGGGCUAUCCUGGCAUUUGGACGGGCGGGUGGACUCAACGAAUUGGUCCCUCAAUCAUCGAGCUAUCAUCGUGGUGUAUUAUGUUCAAUGGUGGAUCGGGUCUGUGAUGUGAUAGCGAAGAUACCGUCCACAUCUAGGUUCUACGUGCACCUGGCUACCCCCGCAUAUUUGACAGCCAUGUAUGGAUCGACAGCGAACCAAUACGAGAUUAUCCGAAGAUACUGGCGAAACUGCCAGUCAUGUGAGUUUCCUCGUUAUCCCGAUGCAGAGGUACAGUGCGAGGAGAUUUGGAGAACAUCGAGAGGGGUUCAUUAG